Corythoichthys intestinalis (scribbled pipefish) is the source of this 2751-nucleotide messenger RNA. RefSeq lists its product as uncharacterized. The record is from RefSeq and is a predicted model, not a curated record. Bases 1757 to 2371 code for a protein of 204 amino acids. Lineage: Eukaryota; Metazoa; Chordata; Actinopteri; Syngnathiformes; Syngnathidae. The transcript has 2 exons.
UUGGCUAGGGGUGCAACUUGUACUCAGGAGCGACUUAUGUCUGAAAUUAUUAACACAUUAUAUCAUUUCACAUGUUAUUCUGGUGUUUUGGAGUGACACUGAUGGUUUGGUAAACUUGUUAGCAUGUUCUUUAUGCUAAAGUGAUCGGAAUAAGUUCAUAGAUAUGUUACGUUAACAUACCGGGCACGUUCGCAUUUCGUUGUUCAUGCAUCAUGUAAUAUUAUCAUACUGUACACUUAUUCGGCAUGUUGUUCUCUAUUGUAUUUUUAUUUUAAUCAAAUUGCCUUUCAAGAUGACAUAACUGCUCUAUGUGUUGGAUUUUAUCAAGUAAAUUUCCCCCAAAAAUGCGUCUUAUACUCCGGUGCGACUUACCUGUAUAUAUGUCAUGUAUUAAUGUUUCAGCUAUUAAUGUUUCAUCAUAUUGCAUCACACUCAUGCAUCACAAAGCUUUCGUCACAUGUUACUGUACACCCUUUAUUAUGUCACAAGGAACAACUGAGAACAGGAUAGAAGCCUCGACCAGACAACAUCCAGUGUCAGGUCGUACUGUCAUGUGCGAGACGGAGGAACCAGUUGCGUAUCGCAGACACAGGAUCUUAUUGAAGAUUUAUCGACUCUAGCAGGACGCUGGGGAGUGUUGGAGCUUCCAAAGUUUGAGCAUCCGCCUGACUUUGAUGAGGGCGAGCUCCUGAGUCGAAUUACAUCCAAGAAAAGGACUGACAUGGAAAAGGACACUGUUUCAACCCCGAAAAUGUCAGACGAGAUGACAAUCAUAUUGAGUGAGCUUCAGAGCAUCCACGCGGAGAUUCGAGCCCUGAGGGCGCUGGUAACAAGUAUGAUCGAGGUAGGGAGGGCUCGUGCAGGGCCUUUUUGAUUAAGAGUUUGUUGGACUACACGACCUCAUGUAGAAACCAAAAGAAAAAAUAUAGUCUGAUUUUAAAACUUUCAUCGGUUAUGCAUGAUCCAGUGGGGCAACAACUCCCACCUGACUUGUCACCCUGGUGUCACACGCACCAUCCACCUGCUCUCCCAGCGAUUCUGGUGGCCUUCGUUGAGAACAGAUGUCCAAGACUUAGUGAAAGCCUGCCCCACCUGUAGCCAGAACAAGACCCCCAGCCACCUUGCUCCAACCCCUGCCAGUCCCCAAACGCCCGUGGUCCCAUAUAUCAAUGAACUUUGUAACUGGACUCCCUCCUUCUGAAGGAAACACUGUCAUCCUCACGGUUGGGGACAGGUUCAGCAAGAUGGCCUGCUUCAUCCUGCUGCCAAGAUUGCCCACUGCUAAGAAGACUGCACAGGUGGUUAUGGAGCAGGUGUUCCGAAUUCACGGACUACCGAGGGAUGUCGUAUCUGACGGAUGUUGUAUCUGAACGGGGUCCGCAGUUUGCAUCCUCCUUCUGGAAGGAGUUCUGCCGCCUCCUGGGAGCCACAGCGAGCCUCACGUCAGGCUAUCACCGCUAGUCUAAUGGCCAGUCGGAAAGGCUCACCCAAGAGCUUGAGACAUCCCUCCGCUGCAUGGCUUCACGCAACCCCCAUUCCUGGGCGCAACAUCUGCUGUGGGUGGAAUACGCUCACAACUCCCUUCCCAGCUCUGCCAUGGGCCUGUCUCCCUUUCACAUUGUCUUCAGCUAUCAACCGCCUCUGUUCGCCAGCCAAGAAGGAGACGCUUCCUGCCCUUCCGCCCAAGCCUGCGUACGGAGAUGUCGCCGAAUCUGCUCUCAAGCCCGUACCGCUCUUUUAAACUCGGUUUCUGGUCAUGCCAUCAGAGCCAACCGACGAUGGACUGCAGCCCCUGCAUACCAAGUUGGCCAGAAGGUAUGGCUUUCUUUCCGGGAUCUGCCACUCCAAGUGGAAUCACGUAAACUGGCAUCCAGGUUCGUUGGUCCGUUUCCCAUCGAGAAGAUCAUCAGCCCAUCACCUAUCCGACAAACUACCCAGGUCUAUGAAGGUUCACCCAACCUUCCAUGUCUCCAAACUAAAGCCAGUCCAUGAGAGCCCCCUGGUCCCCAAUGCAGCACCACCUCCCCCUCCUCGCCUGGUGGACGGGGGUCCUCUCUACACAGUUCGUCGCCUGCUCAAGUCACGCCGCCGGGGCAGGGGCCGCCAAUAUCUGGUGGACUGGGAAGAAUGUAGUCCCGAGGAGAGGAUGUGGGUUCCAGCUGGGCGGAUUGUAGAUCGGACCCUCAUAUCAGACUUCCAUCGCCUCCAUCCGGACCAACUGUCCGCCCGGCGGGGUCGACCUAGAGCGGCUUGCUCUCAGCCCAUGCCUACAUCUGACUCUGAACCCGACCCUGUGCCAUCGGUAGUUGAUUCCUCCACUGGCGAGGAGGAAAUUGAGCCAAUGCCCUCAGUGGAUGAGGCCAUGGACUGAUUAGUAGCCCUUGGUGGGCUCAAUCCUUGGGACUUCUGGAGCCGUCCCUUGAGAGGGGGGUUCUGUCAUGUAUUAAUGUUUCAGUUAUUAAUGUUUCAUCAUAUUGCAUGUAUUGAUGUUGCAGAUAUUAAUGUUUCAGCAUAUUGCAUCACACUCAUGCAUCACAAAGCUUUCGUCACAAGUUACUGUACACCCAUUAUUAUGUCACAAGGAACAACUGAGAACACUAUAUAAGCCUCGAGCAGACAACAUCCAGUGUCAGGUCGUCAGCGAUUCAGCAUACGUCUGCAUGCCAACUAGCCAUUACUGCUUGACCUGAUUGUUUCCUUUGCCUGUCAAAAUCAAUAAAAUCCUGUGUCUGCGAUACGCAACUGGUUCCU